Messenger RNA from Cydia pomonella (codling moth), 4027 nucleotides. RefSeq names its product T-complex protein 1 subunit delta (gene CCT4). NCBI's taxonomy places the organism in Eukaryota, Metazoa, Arthropoda, Insecta, Lepidoptera, Tortricidae. Gene Ontology annotation, cellular component: chaperonin-containing T-complex. The record is from RefSeq and is a predicted model, not a curated record. Bases 128 to 1747 code for a protein of 539 amino acids. The transcript has 11 exons. Gene Ontology annotation, biological process: protein folding. Gene Ontology annotation, molecular function: ATP-dependent protein folding chaperone; ATP binding; ATP hydrolysis activity.
ACUGUCAGUGUCAUUGUCAAUAAUUUUAAUAUUUGUGCUAGUGUUAGUACUCGAGAAAUAUAUUUCUACUGAAUCCACUUUAAUCGUGUGAAUCUUGAUAUAAACUAAGUGAAUUAACCCAACAAUAAUGGUUAUUAAAGCGGGUGGUGAUUCCGCUAAAGUUAAUUCGGCUGUUUACAAGGAUAAAAGCAAGCCGACAGACAUUCGGCUGAGCAACAUAAAUGCCGCAAAAGCCGUAUCAGAUGCUAUCCGCACCAGUCUCGGUCCCCGCGGGAUGGAUAAAAUGAUCCAAGCAGCAAAUGGUGAAGUGACAAUAACCAAUGAUGGGGCCACUAUUUUGAAACAGAUGAGUGUGAUUCACCCAGCUGCUAAAAUGUUGGUAGAACUGUCCCGCGCCCAAGACAUUGAGGCGGGUGAUGGCACUACCUCAGUGGUCGUGAUCGCAGGAGCCCUGCUGGACUCUGCUGAGAAGCUCUUGCAGAAAGGCAUCCAUCCUACAGUCAUUUCAGAUGGGUUCCAGAAAGCUCUACAAAUGGCCCUCCAGGUGAUCGAAGGCAUGGCGACUCCUGUGGACCUCCAGAACGAGGAAGCCCUACUGCAGGCAGCCGCCACAUCCCUCAACUCUAAAGUUGUUUCUCAGCACUCAACCAUUUUGGCUCCUAUUUCUGUCCAGGCUAUUCGCGCUGUGAUGGAGCCGAUAGUGGGCGGCGUGGGCGCGCGCGUGGACCUGCGCGACGUCAAGGUGCUGGAGCGGCUGGGCGGCACGGUGGAGGACACCGAGCUGGUGCAGGGGCUCGUCGUGCCGCACCGCGCCGCCAACGUCAACGGGCCGCAUCGCCUCGAGAAGGCUAAAGUCGGCCUGAUACAGUUCUGCAUAUCGCCGCCCAAGACUGAUAUGGACCACAACGUAAUCGUGUCGGACUACGCCGCGAUGGACCGCGUGCUCAAAGAGGAGCGCCAGUACAUCCUGAACAUCGUGAAGCAGAUCAAGAAGGCGGGCUGCAACGUGCUGCUCGUGCAGAAGUCCAUCCUCAGAGACGCUUUGAGUGACCUAGCGGUGCACUUCCUCGACAAGAUCAAGUGCAUGGUCAUCAAGGACAUCGAGCGCGAAGAUAUCGAGUUCGUGUGCAAGACUCUCGGCUGCCGGCCCAUCGCUUCGCUCGACCACUUCACGGCCGAGAACCUGGUCAAUGUGGAUCUGGUCGAGGAGGUCAAUGAACCUUCCGGCAAGUACAUUAAGAUGACCGGGUGCGCCAGCGGCGGGCGCACGGUGUCGGUGCUGGUGCGCGGGUCGUCGGGCGCCGUGGUGGCGGAGGCGGCGCGCUCGCUGCACGACGCGCUGUGCGCCGUGCGCUGCGUGGCGCGCCGGCCCGCGCUGCUGCCCGGCGGCGGCGCGCCCGAGGCGGCGGCGGCGGCCGCGCUGGCCCGCGCCGCCAUCGCCGCGCCCGGCGCCGACCACUACUGCCUGCGCGCCUAUGCUGACGCUCUCGAAGUUGUGCCUUCCACGCUCGCUGAGAAUGCGGGCUUAAACCCCAUCGAAACAGUGACGGAGCUGCGCGCCGCCCACGCGGCCGGCGGCGCCGGCGCGGCGGGCGCGGGCGUCAACGUGCGCCGCGGCCGCGUCACCGACAUGCGCCAGGAGCACGUGCUGCAGCCGCUCCACGUCACCGCCUCGGCGCUCGCGCUCGCCACCGAGACCGUGCGCGCCAUACUCAAGAUCGACGACAUUGUGAGUGUAACUGACUGAACCCUAUAGAGACAGCAACAGACGGCCGCGUCACCGACAUGCGCCAGGAGCACGUGCUGCAGCCGCUCCACGUCACCGCCUCGGCGCUCGCGCUCGCCACCGAGACCGUGCGCGCCAUACUCAAGAUCGACGACAUUGUGAGUGUAACUGACUGAACCCUAUAGAGACAGCAACAGACGGCCGCGUCACCGACAUGCGCCAGGAGCACGUGCUGCAGCCGCUCCACGUCACCGCCUCGGCGCUCGCGCUCGCCACCGAGACCGUGCGCGCCAUACUCAAGAUCGACGACAUUGUGAGUGUAACUGACUGAACCCUAUAGAGACAGCAACAGACGGCCGCGUCACCGACAUGCGCCAGGAGCACGUGCUGCAGCCGCUCCACGUCACCGCCUCGGCGCUCGCGCUCGCCACCGAGACCGUGCGCGCCAUACUCAAGAUCGACGACAUUGUGAGUGUAACUGACUGAACCCUAUAGAGACAGCAACAGACGGCCGCGUCACCGACAUGCGCCAGGAGCACGUGCUGCAGCCGCUCCACGUCACCGCCUCGGCGCUCGCGCUCGCCACCGAGACCGUGCGCGCCAUACUCAAGAUCGACGACAUUGUGAGUGUAACUGACUGAACCCUAUAGAGACAGCAACAGACGGCCGCGUCACCGACAUGCGCCAGGAGCACGUGCUGCAGCCGCUCCACGUCACCGCCUCGGCGCUCGCGCUCGCCACCGAGACCGUGCGCGCCAUACUCAAGAUCGACGACAUUGUGAGUGUAACUGACUGAACCCUAUAGAGACAGCAACAGACGGCCGCGUCACCGACAUGCGCCAGGAGCACGUGCUGCAGCCGCUCCACGUCACCGCCUCGGCGCUCGCGCUCGCCACCGAGACCGUGCGCGCCAUACUCAAGAUCGACGACAUUGUGAGUGUAACUGACUGAACCCUAUAGAGACAGCAACAGACGGCCGCGUCACCGACAUGCGCCAGGAGCACGUGCUGCAGCCGCUCCACGUCACCGCCUCGGCGCUCGCGCUCGCCACCGAGACCGUGCGCGCCAUACUCAAGAUCGACGACAUUGUGAGUGUAACUGACUGAACCCUAUAGAGACAGCAACAGACGGCCGCGUCACCGACAUGCGCCAGGAGCACGUGCUGCAGCCGCUCCACGUCACCGCCUCGGCGCUCGCGCUCGCCACCGAGACCGUGCGCGCCAUACUCAAGAUCGACGACAUUGUGAGUGUAACUGACUGAACCCUAUAGAGACAGCAACAGACGGCCGCGUCACCGACAUGCGCCAGGAGCACGUGCUGCAGCCGCUCCACGUCACCGCCUCGGCGCUCGCGCUCGCCACCGAGACCGUGCGCGCCAUACUCAAGAUCGACGACAUUGUGAGUGUAACUGACUGAACCCUAUAGAGACAGCAACAGACGGCCGCGUCACCGACAUGCGCCAGGAGCACGUGCUGCAGCCGCUCCACGUCACCGCCUCGGCGCUCGCGCUCGCCACCGAGACCGUGCGCGCCAUACUCAAGAUCGACGACAUUGUGAGUGUAACUGACUGAACCCUAUAGAGACAGCAACAGACGGCCGCGUCACCGACAUGCGCCAGGAGCACGUGCUGCAGCCGCUCCACGUCACCGCCUCGGCGCUCGCGCUCGCCACCGAGACCGUGCGCGCCAUACUCAAGAUCGACGACAUUGUGAGUGUAACUGACUGAACCCUAUAGAGACAGCAACAGACGGCCGCGUCACCGACAUGCGCCAGGAGCACGUGCUGCAGCCGCUCCACGUCACCGCCUCGGCGCUCGCGCUCGCCACCGAGACCGUGCGCGCCAUACUCAAGAUCGACGACAUUGUAAAUACUAUGAACUGAAGUGCCUACGCUAUUCACAAAGUAUUAGUUUUAAUCCCCUUAGCUUCGAUAGAUGCUUGUUUUAAUUUUCGUCACAGGAUGGCAUUUAUGUAUGUUCACAUUAAGUGUUUAUAUUAUUACCUACUAAUUCAGAAUUAAUGACUUUUCAUCUCGUUUACUGCUUGGAACAACAAUUUUUAUGUAACCAGCAAUUGGAACUUGAAAUUAAGUUUCUAAAUAUUAGUCACAAGUACUUAUGUUCGAGAUUGUUUUCAUACAUUGUAUUGUUCUCGCAUUGGGAUAACUUUAAGGGAACUAUCUCGCAUAUAUUUAUUUUUGUAUUCUUUAUGGUACUAGCUACAAAUAAUUCAAGUUCCCGAAUUAGAGGACUUUACACAACUUGCAAUAAAUUAAUAUUUAAAAAUAAAAGUAUUAAUUCAA